Entrophospora candida is the source of this 528-nucleotide messenger RNA. The record is from the annotation of a GenBank genome assembly. Lineage: Eukaryota; Fungi; Glomeromycota; Glomeromycetes; Entrophosporales; Entrophosporaceae.
AUGACUUAUAAUCAUCCUAAUUAUCAACAACAACAAAAUCAAAAAGAUAACAGUCUACAGUUUCCAAAUCUCGAUCUCCCACCAAUACAAAAUUCCGACCAGGUUCUUUUUAAUCACGAUCAACAUCUUUUUCUCCAACAAAACAUGGGUCAACAACAACUCCAGCAACAAAUUCAUGGUCAACAAAUUCAACAACAAAUAUCCCAAAAUUAUGCUCAGCACAUUUAUCAACAAAAUCCUGCUCAUCAACAAUUUCAAAGCUGUGGACAAUAUAAUCAAAACAAUAAUGACAACAAUGAUAGCAUGAUGAUGAUGACAACUCAAAUUUUAUCACAACAACAACCUAUAAUUUAUAAUGAUCAUCUUCCUUCUUUGAAUUGUGAGAAUAUUAAUAAUAAUGAAGAUGAUAUUUUAACAUUGAGAAUUUCUCAUCGUAUGUUAAUGAUUAAAGAUUGUAUUGUGAUGAUAAAUCGACAAUAUGUUGAAUUAGAGCAAGAUUUUAUCAAAUUAAGGCGCAGCUAUAAUUAA